AUGGCACUUGCACAUAAUGCCCAGCAGUGUCCAAAUAAAGACGAGAGUCCAGUAGCUUGUUCAGGCACAGACACUGAGCAAUACUCCUUAGCAGGGUAAACUGAAUGCUCUUAAUGCCCUGCUGGCUAAAAGUGCCCAGCAGUAAAUGAAUCCCCAGCAGAUUGUGAUUCUGGAUAAUACUCAUUACUGGGUCAGCUUACAUGUGUUGAUUGUCCUGCUGGUUCAAAAUGUCCAACCAAGACUGAUAGUCCCAUAACUUGUGAUGGAAGUUCAUCAGAACAGUACUCAUUAGCAAAAUCUACAAGUUGUUCUUAAUGCCCAGCAGGUAGCAAAUGUCUCUCAAUAGAUACUGCUCCAGUUGAAUGUGAUAGCGGUGAAUACUCUCUUGCGGGAGAUAAAGUUUGUACAACAUGCCCAGCUGGAUCGAAAUGUCUAUUAAAAACUCAAUCACCAACAGCGUGUGACGAAGGAUAUUAUUCCCUUGCAAAAUCGACAACAUGUACACAGUGCCCUGCUGGUUAUGAAUGCCCAACCAAAACUGACAGUCCUAUUUAAUGUACUGGUACCACUUAUGCACUCUCUGGUGCCACUAGUUGCACAUAAUGUCCAGCAGGCUCUAAAUGCACACGAGAUUCUUCACCUGUAGACUGUGAUAGUGGAGAAUAUUCUCUUGCUGGAGAUGGCUCAUGCACAACUUGUCCAGCUGGCUCCAAAUGCCCCACCAAAACAUCAUAACCUGUUCAAUGUGAUAGUGGCUAUUAUGCUUUAUCUAAAUCAACAACAUGUACUCAAUGUCCAGCUGGCUUCAAAUGCCCAACUAAGGAUGAAAGUCCAAUUCAAUGCACAGGCACCAAUUACGCACUUGCUGGUUCAACAAGCUGUACAUAAUGCCCUGCAGGUUCUAAAUGUACCACUGACUCUUCACCUGUUGAAUGUGAUGCUGGUUAAUACUCCUUAGAUGGAGAUGGAAUAUGUAAAAAUUGCCCAGCAGGUUUCAAAUGUCCCACUAAAGACGUUAGUCCAAUCUAAUGUACAGGUACUGAUUACGCUCUUGCUGGUUAAAUUAGCUGUACAUAGUGUCCUGCAGGUUCUAAAUGUACCACUGACUCUUCACCUGUUGAAUGCGAUGUUGGUGAAUACUCCUUGGAUGGAGAUGGAAUUUGUAAAAAUUGCCCAGCAGGUUCAAAAUGUCCAACUAAAACUAUCUCACCCAUUGAAUGCGAUUCAGGCUUCUACUCUUUAUCUACAUCAAUUGCAUGCACAUAGUGUCCAGCUGGUUACAAAUGUCCAACAAAAGAUGCAAGCCCUAUUCAAUGCACUGGAACUGAUUACGCUCUUGCUGGUUCAACUAGCUGUACACAAUGUCCCACAGGCUCUAAAUGCACUGCUCACUCAUCACCUAUUGACUGUGACAGUGGUGAAUACUCACUAGCUGGAGAUGGAGUUUGCAAAACUUGUCCAGCAGGAUCGAAAUGUCCUACUAAAACUAUCUCUCCCAUUGAAUGCGAUUCAGGCUACUACUCCUUAUCUAAAUCAAUUGCUUGCACAUAGUGUCCUGCUGGUUACAAAUGUCCAACAAAAGAUGCAAGUCCUAUUCAAUGCAGUGGAACUGGCUCAGAACAAUAUUCCCUCGCCCAGUCUACUUCGUGUUCCUAAUGCCCAGCUGGAAAGAAGUGUCUAACUGCAGAUUAAGAUCCUAUUGAUUGCCCUACUGGGUAUUACUCUCUUCUUGGAGAUGGCUAUUGCACAAUUUGCCCUGCUGGUUCAAAAUGUCCUAGUAAAGAUGUAAGUCCAGUUGCAUGUUCUGGCACUGGUUCAGAAUAAUACUCUCUCGAAGGUUCAACAAGUUGUUCUUAAUGUCCAGCUGGUAAGAAUUGCCCAGCCACUAACUCUGCUCCUAUCGACUGCAAUUAAGGCGAAUAUGCUCUGGCUGGAAAUGGAGCAUGCACAACUUGCCCAGCUGGAUCGUACUGCCCAAGCACCACAUCUUCUCCAAUCUAAUGCAAUACUGGCUAGUAUGCCCUUGAAAAAUCUACUUCAUGCACUGAAUGUCCUGCAGGCUAUAAGUGCCCAACUAAAGAUGUCAGUCCAGUUUAAUGUUCUGGAAGCGGAAAUGAAUAAUAUGCUUUAGCUGGUUCAACUUCUUGCUCUCAGUGUCCAGCUGGAAAAUCUUGUCCAAACACAUAUUCUACACCAACUGAUUGCAUUCAAGGUUAUUACUCUCUUGCAGGUGAAGCCACUUGCACACCCUGCCCAGCAGGUUACUCAUGCUUGACAACCACGGUUUCUCCAGUUGCAUGCGAUUCAGGCUACUACUCAAUACUAGGAGGAGGCUUAUGUAUUGGAUGUCCCAAAGGCUAUUAAUGCCCAAAUAAAAACGAAUUACCAGAUGAAUGUGAUGAUGGCUAUUAUCAAUCUGCUACCUUGAGCACUUCUUGCAAAGAAUGCCCAGCAGGAUAUUCUUGUAUUGAUAAAACUUUGGAUCCAGUAGCUUGUUCUGGGUCAGCUAAUGAAUAGUACUCACCCGGUCUUUAAAAAUAUUGCUAGAAGUGCCCUGCUGGUUAUGCUUGUCCAUCUACUAGUGUGAUGACUUCUUGUGCAGCUGGCUAUUAUUCUAUUGAAGGUGACAUUGUUUGCAAUAAAUGCCCUCAAGGUAAAUCCAGAUUUAAAUAGUAAAUAAAUUCUUUAGGUUCUUCAUGCUAAGAUCCAACUGUAUUGCCUGUUUCUUGUACAAGAUCAUAAUACUCAAUUUCUGGAUCUACGCAGUGCUUACUAUGUCCUGCUGGCUAUGAAUGCCCUAAUGCUGCUUCUAUCCCUGUAUCAUGUCAACAAGGUUACUUCUCCCACGAAGGUGAUGGGUAUUGCUCAAUAUGCCCUGCUGGUUCAAGUUGCGCUAAAAUGACAGUUUCUCCAGUUGCUUGCUAGUCUGGUUACUAUUCAAUUCCAGGCUCAACAUACUGCUCAGUAUGUCCACUUGGUCAUUAUUGUCCUACUCCAGAUUCAAGACCUCAUAGCUGCCCUUCAGGCACUUACUCUACAAUCGGCUAAACUCACUGUCACGCUUGCCCUAUUGGAAAAUUCUGCCCAUAAACAAUUAUUGCAUAGCCUUAUGAUUGCCCACCAGGCUUCUAUUCUUCAGAAUAAAAUCAGACAUCAUGUACACCAUGUCCACCUGGUUUCUAAUGUGAAGUUCCAUCUCAAAAUCCAAAGAUUUGCGACUCUGGAUACUUUAGCUUUGGCUCAGCUGCUUUAUGCACUAUAUGCCCAGCUGGCUAUUACUGUCCCAAGGGAAAUAAAGAGCCUAUAGUAUGUCCUGCUGGAAAAUUCAGUCCAACUGGACAAGAUGAAUGCAGAGACUGCCCAGAUGGUGCUGCUUGCCUUCAAAGUAACGGAGGAGGAGAAGAAAAUUGCUAGUCAGGCCAAUACAGAGUUAAUGAUGGUACUCUCCCUAUUUGCAGAGACUGCCCACCUGGCCAUUAUUGUCCAACUGGUUCAUCUUUACCAACAAUUUGCGAGAGCGGAACCUAUGCUUUAUACAAUAGAUCAUCAUGCAUUUCAUGCAUUGCAGGAUCAUUCUGCCCACAAUUAGGAAACGCUGCUGAAACUUGCCCACCUGGCACAUACCAACCAGACUCUAAAAAGACAUUUUGCUAUGAAUGCCCAGCUGGAUAUUAUUGUGAAUCAAGCUCAGUCUCACAACCAACCGUCUGCCCUGCUGGAAAAUACAACCCAACAGCAAAUUAAACUAAGUGUAUGGAUUGCCCUGCUGGAUUUUUCUGUCCAUCACCAGCAACUAAAAUACCAUUUAUCUGUCCCUCUGGAUAUUACAGUAACUCUAAUUAAAAUGCUUGCACAAAGUGUGAAUCAGGCUAUAAAUGUCCAACUCCUUUCUAUGUAGAUAGAGUAGAAUGUCCAAGUGGAUUUGUAUCUAAUUUAGGCUCAACUUACUGUUUUGAGUGCCCUGCUGGAAAAUCAUGUACUAUCACGAAUAAUAAGCUCGAAGUUCAGCCAUGUCCUUUAGGAUAAUUUUCUCAUAUAGGAUCCCUAACUUGUAGUCCAUGCCCAGCUGGAAAAUCAUGCCAUUCUAAAGAUUCGUUAGGUUAGAUUAACUGCGAUGAAGGCUACUAUUCACUAGAAGGAGAGAUUUCAUGUAAGCCAUGCCCAGCUGGUUUUAAAUGUCCAAACAAGAAUGGCUUAGGAAUUGAAGAGUGUCCAGAUGGAUAAAUCUCAACUAUAGGAUCUUCUAAGUGUUAUGAGUGUCCAAAAGGUCAUUAUUGUCCAUUUAAGCAUUUAUUCUUUAUCGAACAAUGUCCUCCUGGAACUUACUCAUUAGGAAAUUAAAAAACUUGCACUGAGUGUCCUGAGCAUUUCGAAUGCCCCCACAGAGAUACAAUCAAACCUAUCAAAGACGGAUUCUUCAGUCCUAAAGGUACAUCUUUGGCCUUGAAAUGCAGAGCUGGAUGGCAAUGCAAGAUGACUGGUGAGGAUAAGUAUGUCAAGCCUUGUGAAAUAGGCUAUUACUCAAUGAUAGGUGCCUCUGAAUGCUUGAAAUGCCCUCCUGGCUCUUAUUGUGAGCUACCAGAUGCUAAUCCUAUUCUCUGUCCAAGAGGUUUCUAUUAAGACUUAGAAGGAUAAUAAACAUGCAAAAAAUGUGAAGGUAAAACUUUUACGGAUUAGCCAGGAUCAGUAAAAUGCUAGGGGAUUCCCAACGGUUAUCAAUAUGGCUAUGGUGGUUUUACAGGUUAUGAAAAGUGUAUUUAUGGAACCUACAGCGGUUUAUUAGAAGUCAAUGAUGAUGGGCUGCUAGUUUGCUAAAAUUCAGAAGCUGGAGGAAUUACUAUUGAUGAACCAAAAUAUGAACCAGGUAUCAAUAUUGCUUGUCCACCAGGAUAUUGGUGUAACCAGCAAGAUGAAAAUGCAGCUAGAUACACUAUGUUCCCUUGCCCUGCUGGAUUCAAAAGCAGAAAUAAGGUUAAUGCAAUCAACAGAGAUGAAGCGUGUUCUGUUUGCGAAGAGGGUUACUAUUGUGAAGGUGCAAAUAUUGAACCUAAAAUCUGUUUUAGAGGUCAUUACUGUCCAAAAUUCGUCAAGAGCAUCACCUAAUAUCCUUGCCCAGCAGGCAUGUAUCUUGAUUCAGAAGGAAAAACAUCAGAGGAGGAUUGUAAGAUCUGCCCAAUCGGAUAUUACUGUCCUGAGGGGUCAGCAUUCCCUUUGAUUUGCUCACCAGGUAAUAUUUGCCCAAUAGAAGGCUUAAAAGAAUACUAAAUUAUGCCAUGUCCUGCUGGAUCAUACAACCCCUUCCCAGGAAAAACUACAUGUGAAACUUGUCCAAAAGGAUAAUAUUGCCCUUAAGGAUCACAAUACCCUUAACUAUGCCCUCCUGGCACAUACAAUGAUUUGGAAGGUCAAAAAGUAAGAUAAGACUGCAAAACUUGUCCGAUUAAUCAUCUCUGCACUGUAUUUGGCUUAACAUAGUAUGACUCAGCUAGCCAGCCUAAAGUUGAAAAUGGCUAUUUGUCACCGGCUGGUGUUAAUCAUGGUUAACAAUUGCCAUGCCCACCUGGCACCAUAGACUAUCUUAGGAAUCUAACAAAUCCAGAUCAGUGCUAAAUCUGUGACAUAGGUUUCGCUUGUGAACCAGGAACUGCAACCUCAGCAUUUACAAGAAUGAGGGUGACUUGUGAGCCAGGUUAUUACUGUCCACUAGGAACCACUCAUGAUAAAUAAUAUCCAUGUCCUGGUGGAACUUAUUCUGCAGCUCACGAUCUAGUCUCUGCUACUUAAUGCUUAACUUGCCCUUCAGGAUACUUCUGUCCUCCUGGAUCCUAUCAACCAUAUAUAUGCCCGAAUGGUUACUUCUGCCUUUCAGGAACUGAAAAUUUCCAGCAUACUCCUUGCAAAAAUGGAACUUAUACCUACAAAAAAGGCUUAAAAGAUGCUAGUGAAUGCACUAUCUGUCCUAAAGGCUAUUUUUGUAAAGAGUUCACUAUAUUCCCAGAAAAAUGCCCUAAAGGUACUUAUAACGACUAAGAGGGAGCAUUCAUUGCUGAUAAUUCAAUUGUCAGUAAUGGCGAUUCAAUAAUCACAUGCAAAGUUUGUCCUGCUGGAAGAAAGUGUCCAUUUGAAGGAAUGAUUGAUCCUAUUCCCUGUACAGCGGGAUAUUAUUCUCCUAGUGGAAGCCAGACCUGCUUUGAAUGCUAAGAGGGGCACCAUUGCUAUAGUAGAAAUUAUUUGGAUAUUGAUCGGUAUAAAUAUGCUAUAUAAGAGACAGGUGGAUAUUAUAGCGACGGAAUGGUUUCAAUUAUUUGUCCAGAAGGCUAUUUCUGUCCAGCCGGUACUAGAAUACCUCAUAAAUGCCCUGCAGGUACCUAUUAAGAUUAAGUAGGAAGAUUAUCAUCUAAGGAAUGCAUAACAACUCCAGCAGGAUUUUAUACUCAAUAAAGAGGUUUAUCAAAGUUUUAAGACUAUUUAUGCGCCAUUGGGUAUUAUUGUCCAUAGGGAUCAAACUCCUAAUUUGCCUACAGAUGCCCAAGAGGAUUCUACAAUAAUUAAACAUAAUAAUCAGCUUGUAAAAGCUGCCCAGCUGGAUUCUUCUGUAAUGAAACAUUCAUUCAUCCUUAAAUUUGUCCUCAGGGACAUUAUUGCCCUGAUAAAGUUCAUGAGCCUCUAAAGUGCCCAGUUGGAACUUUUGGAGCUGCUCUUGGUUACAAAGACUCAGCCUCAUGCUAGACAUGUCCACCUGGUCAAUAUUGCUCUCAACAAGGCAUAUCGUCUCCUGAUGGACUAUGUGAUCCUGGAUAUUACUGUAAAGGUGGAGCUAAGGUGCCAAAUCCAACUGAUGGAAAUACUGGCGAUGUUUGCUAAAAAGGUGGUUUCUGUGAAUAUGGAUCAAAGAGAAUCAAAGAAUGCCCUCCAGGUACUUUCAAUGAUAAGGUGAAAGCUAAAACUCAAACUGAUUGUAGAGCCUGUCUACCAGGUAACUAUUGCUAAGGAUCAAACUUAUCAAUUCCUACUGGAAUGUGUGAAGCUGGCUAUUAUUGCCCAGCAGGCUCAACAGACAAAAGAUAAAAUCCAGCAGAACCAGGAUAUUUUACAAAGGAAGGAGCAAGUAGUUAAGAAAUCUGCGAAUAUGGAUACUAUAACCCUUUUACUGCUAGAUCAACCUGCUUAGAAUGUGAAGCUGGAUUUUACUGCGAUGAGUAAGGCAUGACUGAUAAUAUUAAGGAUUGCCCAAGAGGUUAGUAUUGCCCUAAAAAUACAACAAUUCCAACUAAAUGCCCUAUUGGAACAUAUCUAAAUCAGUUUAAUGGAAAGAGCUAAAGUGAUUGUAAACCAUGUGCUCCAGGAAAAUACUGUAACGUUGAAGGUUUGAUCGAGCCAUCUGGCUAUUGUGAUUAAGGGUACUUCUGCAUAUCAGGUUCAACCAGUAUGACACCAAUCAACCAAUCUAUUGAAACAUAUGGACCUUGUCCUGCAGGUAAAUACUGCCCACUAGGAACAUCAUACCCUAUUCCCUGUCCUGCAGGUACUUUUUCAUCCACAGCAUAUUAAUACAGUAAUACUUCAUGCAAGCCUUGCACUACUGGCUUUUACUGCUCUCAGUCAGGUUUAUCAGCCCCAACCGGGUCUUGCGAUCCUGGAUUUUAUUGCCCUGGUGGCUAGAUAUCACCUAGACCAAAGAAUUUUUCCUGUAAAGAAGGUGAAUAUUGCCCUGCUAAGUCUGGACUACCAACAAUUGUUCCUGCUGGAUACUAUCAAAGCAUGCCUUUUUAAUCUACUUAUGUAAUUUGUCCAAAAGGCUACUACUGCGAAGAGGGAAGUACUUAAUAUAAAAAUAAUUCAUGCCCUCCAGGCUACUAUUGCCCAGCUGGCACCUAAUACAAAAAUUAAUAUCCAUGCCCAGCUGGAAAAUAUCAGCCAUUAACUGGAUAAUACACUUGCAUUGAUUGUGACCCAGGUAAAUACUGUAAUUAAACAGGAUUGUCAUAAGUAAAAGGAGAUUGUUCUGCUGGUUAUUAUUGCAAGUCUGGUUCUGCUACUGCAACACCAAUCACAUUCUAAAAUGGAGUUGAAGUUGGGGGGUAAUGCAAAAAAGGAUACUACUGUCCAUCAGGCUCAGCAGUGAUGAGACCCUGCCUACCAGGAUAAUAUUGUGGAAAAGUUGGCCUAGAUAAACCAUCUGGGUAAUGCAAGGCCGGCUACUAUUGUCUAACAACUGCCAUAGUAUCAACUCCAAAUAAUGAAAUUGAUGGAGGUGGUAUAUGCCCAGCUGGUUACUAUUGCCAAGAAGGAUCAACUGUUCCUAUUCCUUGUCCAGUCGGAACUUUUAGUUCAUUAUCUGGUAACACUCACAAAGAUAACUGCACUAUUUGUCUAAAUGGCACCUAUUGUGAAUCUUCAGGCUUAUCAGCACCAACAGGCUAGUGUGCUCGAGGAUAUUACUGUCCACAAGGCUAAAAAACACCAAGAAAUCCUGAUUAUAUUUGCCCCAUUGGCUAUAGAUGUCCUCUAGGAAGUACUGAUCCCAUUAGCUGUAGUGAUUAUACAUAUUAAGACAUGAAAGGAUAAGAGAACUGUAAAGACUGCCCGCCAGGAUAUAAUUGCACUAAGACAGGUCUUUCAUUGUGUGGCGCCUAAUUCUAUUGCCCAUAAAGUUAAGUGAGAUAAGCUUGCCCUGCUGGUAGAUUUACAUUUAAGUACAAUGCCUCAACAAUAAAUGAUUGUUUGGCUUGCUUACCAGGAUAUUAUUGUAAAAGUGACGAUGUCACAGGUAUAGUCAUACUUCCAUGCCCAGCAGGAGUUGUCUGCACUAGUGAAGCCACAAACUCUUCUGGUAAUAAUCCCUGCCCGGCCGGCUACUUCUGUCCAGCUAAGACUUCUUAUCCAAGAAAAUGCCCACCAGGUAAAUACUGUGCUACUACUGAAGGAUUAGAAAGAUUAGUUGAGCCAACUGGCCUCUGUUCUCAAGGUUACUAUUGCACACUUGGUGCAUCGUCAAGAACACCUCUUGAUGGUAUGACUGGAGAUAGAUGCCCCAGAGGUAAAUAUUGCCCAGAAGGUUCUUUUGUUCCAAUUGCAUGUCCCAUUGGAACUUAUAAUGAUUAGUUUACGUAGACUAGUGAUGCAGCAUGCAAAGCUUGUCCUGUAGGAUAUCAAUGUACAGUGCUUGGCGCUGAAACAUAUGAUUCUAUCUGUCCGAUUGGAUUUUAUUGUCCUGGUGACAACUAAGUUAUCCCUUGUCCAAUUGGAUACUACUGUCCAGCCAAAUCAGAUGAUCCACUUAAAUGCCCAUCAGGAUACUAUUAACCAAAUCCAUAGCAAUCUUCUUGCCUUUCAUGCCCAACAGGUUUCUACUGUCCAUAAACACCUAACGCAACUCAAGCUUUAACUUGUCCUAAAGGAUUCUAUUGCCCAGUCAGGACUCUCGAUCCAGUUGCAUGCGGAACUGGUACAUUUAAUCCUUUCUUAGGUUAAGACUCUGUUUUGGAUUGUCUAUCUUGCACAGAAGGUUAAUAUUGUCAAGGUUCAAGUCUCACAGCCCCUACUGGAUAAUGUAAUGCAGGCUACUAUUGCAGAGAAAAAGCGUAUUAAAUUACACCUGAUGAAGCUGAAAAUGGAAAAGAUUAUGGAUAAUGCAAACCUGGCUACUAUUGUCCUGCUGGUAGUGGCAGUAUGACUCCUUGCCCUAUUGGUACUAUCAACGAUAAUCUUGGAUCAACAACUAUCAGUGAUUGUAUUCCAUGUCCUGCUGGAUUUUACUGUAAUUAAGUUGGUGCAUCUAGUGCUACAUUUGGAUUUGAUUAGAAAUCAUUGGCCUAUGCAUGUGAAGAUGGCUUUAUUUGUACAGGAGGUGCUAAAAGCUCUAGACCAUCUCUUUAAGCAGGCUAAGCUGGUUAGCUUUGCCCUGCAGGUUCUUAUUGCAGUGACACUUAACAAAUAUAAUGUCCUAUUUCAUACUAUAAUGCUGACAAGGGAAGACCUACUUGUGACGGCUGUCUCGAAGGAAAGUACUGCAACGAGAUUGGAAUGGUGAAACCCUAUAAUUGCCCUGCUGGCCACUACUGUCUUAAAAUAAAUUAAGGGAUGGAAUCAUACGAUCCAACUAAAUCUAGUGAAAUAAACCUCAAUGAAUGCUAAGCUGGCAGGUACAGUGAAUUUGAAGGUAAUGAAUAAGCUGAGGAUUGUACUGAAUGCUAAGAAGGAUAAUAUUGUUCUGGAGGAGGCUCUAAACCAGAUGGCAAAUGCUCAGAGGGUUUCUAUUGCGGAAAAGGAUCAAGUGAACCGACAUCGACAGAGAACUAUACAAUGGGCUCUGCAAAUAUAAAGCAAGGCAGAUGCCCUUAGGGUUAUUACUGUCCUGCAGGAACUUUAGCUCCUAUUCCUUGUGGACUUGGAACCUACAACCCUUACUAUCAAAGAAGCUCAUGUGAUCCAUGCCCAACUGGCUACUAUUGCAACGAAUUAGGACUUGAUAAUACCACAUUAUAAAAUAAAAAGUGUAAAGCUGGCUACUAUUGCAUUUAAAGUGCAAUUAUUCCUUACCCUACUGAUAAUACAACUGGAAGAUUAUGUAGGCCAGGUUAUUACUGCAAAUCAGGAGAGAAAGAGUUAUUAUGUCCACCUGGAACAUACGAGCAUCGAUACGGGUCUUCCCAAUGCUAGACGUGUCCUCUAGGAUAUAUUUGCAGGCAGGGUUCUAUUAAACCCGAGCCAUGUCCAAUAGGAAAAUAUUGCCCUCCAGAUGCUAAUGAUACAUAAAAUUGCCCUGAUGGCUUCUAUGGUCACACUGACAGAUUAUAUUCACCCUCUCAAUGUGCUGCUUGUCCAACUGGCUACUAUUGCUAAAAUGGUGUUAUUUAAGGAAAAUGUUCUGCAGGUUAUUAUUGUGAUACUGGAGCCAUAUCAGCUUAAGAUCCUGAUAAGAGAUGCCCAAUAAGUCACUACUGCCUCGAAGGUACUUUAUAUCCAAAGAGAUGUCCUAAUGGUGGAAGUACUCCAACUCUUGGUGCUAGUUAAGCUAAUUAAUGUGUCACUUGUGGUGAAGGUUUCUUCUGUCUUGAGAAUGGUGAUAGCUAAACAUCAUGUCCUAAAGGUCAUUACUGUCUUGGUAUGGUUGACCCUGAAGCCUGCCCUUCCUACACCUAUAAUAACAUGAGAGGAAGACAAAGUCUCUCCGACUGCUUGAAAUGCCCAGCUGGUUACAUCUGUAAUCAAACAGGAAUUGCAGAUUAUAAGAGUUUCCCAUGCCCAAGAGGAUAUUAUUGCCCGAUUGAAUCAACUAAAGUAGCCAUUGAAUGCCCAAUAGGCACAUACAAUAAUCAAGGUAGUGGAGCAAAGUUAGAGGACUGCAAAUCAUGUCCUGCAGGUUAUUAUUGUCCCAAAGCAACUAUUAAUCCUAUUCCAUGUAAAAAUGGAACUUAUUGUCCUCUAGGAUCUUCAAGUGCUACUACAUGCCCAACUGGUAAUUACUGUCCAUCAUUGAUUGGAUCAGCCUAAUCUUGUCCAUUAUCUUUCUAUUGUCCAGUGACUGGUUCAGACUAGUAUCUAAAAUGCUCAAAUGGUACAUACUGUGCUGCAAAAGCAUAAAGUACUAUAGCAUGCCCUAAUGGAUAUUAUGGAAGCAGUGAUCCAAACAACUACAAUUUAGACAAAGGGUGUAUUGGAUGUGAUGCAGGAUUCUACUCUGUAUAAGGUGCUAAUGAAUGCCUACCUUGUAAAGCAGGCUACAUUUGUCUUGGAAAUACUAGUAAAUCUGAACCAACUGAAAAAGCGAAAGACGGCGGCUAUAAGUGUCCUUUAGGUUACUACUGUCCAUCAGGCAGCUACUCACCAAUUGCUUGCCCAAGAGGAACUUAUGGAGGAUCUAUUGGCCUGAAAUCUGAGUCUGAUUGUUAGAAAUGUUCAGCAGGCUAAUAUGGAGACGUUAUUGGUUUAACUUCAUGCAAAAAAUGCAAUGGAUAUACUACAUCAGUUGCUGGAGCUUCCAGUUGCUCAUGUAUUGGAAGUAAUAGAGUCUACUUAGCAUCAUCUGGUUAAUGUGUUUGCAAAACAGGAUUUGAACCAGCAGAGUCAGGUUCAAAUGAUGAUUCUGAUGUGGACUGCACAUAAAAGGUCUAUCAAGCUUGCACAUAGAGCUAAGUUUAAGAUCAAUUUGGAGGCUGUAAAUCUUCAGAUGACUGCAAAAAAGAGUGCAAUGGUGGUUCUGGAACUAUUACUGCUGGAUUGGGAGUCUGCUAAUGCAAUAAUUAGACAAGUGCUGAUGAUAUAUGCGAUUCCAGUUGUCUUGCAAAGAAAAAGCAAGUUACCUUUACAUCCGAUGGCUAAAUAAAGAUCUAUGACCCAAUUAGUAAAACAAGUUCUGUUUCUAGUUUGAGUGGAGUUGAAGGCUCUCUUUCAUGCAUUAAUGAAGAUACAUCUCUGUGUCAACUAGUUAACUUGAUAUAAACAGCUGCUGGUGACUUCGCAGCUGAUUUCACCACAUCUUCAGCACUCUCCACUACUUCUAAAAGAGUUUUGUUUGAAGAAUUUGAAUAAGAGAAUUAUGAUGAUACGAACAGUCACUUCAAGUAUCAUAAAAAGAGAAGAAAUCUUCAAACUGCUGGCUAAGAUAACUACAUUAGAAAUCCAGUUGUAUGUCUAACUCAGGGGUCAGCUCUGCUAUUUGAAAAUUUGAGCAAGACUCACUAUCCAGUUUAUCUCAAGGAUUCACUGAUAAACACCAAUGGUGCAUUCGAUUAUAGUCAGUUUACAAAUCUUGCGACUAAGGUUAAGAAUGGCUAAAAUAUUACUAGAUUCAUCUUCUCAUUCUAAGAUCCAGGAGUCUAUGUAUUUGGUGAUUCAGCAGAUGACUCAAAGACAACUAUUGUUUCAAUUAUGCCUAGUUCAUAAAAAUGUCCAUCAGGAGUUCUAUAUGAAGCUAAGACACUUGCCAACUUACUUAAGGUAGGAGUUGCAAUCAACAAAAACAUCAUCUACUCACCUGAUUGGGGAUUCUUCAUUGGUAUAGUAGCUGCAGUCCUCGGAUUGAUUUUGAUCAGUGUUUUCGGAAUCGGUUACGUCUACAGAAAAUCAUGGGCUGUAAAAACCUAUGAUUCUAUUGGAUAUCAAAGAAAGAACUACAGUUUAAUCAAGGUACAAGAUCCCAAUGAGCAUGAUGCUAUAAUUUCCAUCAAUGCUGAUACUGAAUCAUUUUCAUUCCUUAAUGAAGGUAAAGAAGUCUUGAGAUCUAGAGAACAAAAGAAGGCUAAAGAUGCUUAAGAAAAACUUGACAAGGAAAGAAAGAAGAAAAUUAAGAAGCAGAAGCAGCUAGAAAUUGAAGAGGUUGAAAACCUAAAGGAUAAGUUAUAUAAGCAUCUAGGUGAGAUCAAGAAGCUAUUUGGAGUAGAUGGCAAUGUGGAAGAUGAUGAUGAGAAUGCUUAAUUGCUAGAAAAUGAUGAAGAACUUAGAGCUCAGAAGUUAUUUGAUCAAAUUGCUAAGCUAAAAGAAAUCAUAGAUGAAAAUCGUAGAGUGCUUGAAGGAGAUAUCCUUGAAGAUCAUCAGACCACAGAAGAAGAAAAACAAAGAUUGGAAUAGGAGAAGAAGGACAGAGAAGAGUUCGAACAAAGAUAAGCUGAGGAGGAAGCAAAGAGAAUAAAAGAACUGGAGUACCAGAGAAAUCAUGAUGCCAAGUAAAAGAAGAAUCUAGAUUAGUUCGACAAGAAGAAGAAUGAAGUGAUUGGUUUCUUUGAAGGUGACUUAGACAGAAGGAAGCAAGACAUGCUUGAUAAAAUGGAGAAACUUGGAGUCAAUCUCAGCAAAGAGGACAGAGAGAGAAUGAUGGAACAGUUUGACUCUAAUCUUGGUAAGAUUGGCUCUAUUUUGGAGGACGAUGAAGCCUAUCAAUAAGAUUUGUUGAGAAGGAAACUUGAGGAGAGAAAAAACCGCAGAAAGAAGCUGUAAGAUAAGCUGCAAGAUCAAGAAAAAAUUCUUCAUAAGAAAAACGAAGAGUUCAAACAGCAGUAAGAAGAAGUUGAGAGUCACUGUCAAGACCUGAAUAUAUAAUUGGAUGCUGAGAUAGCUUAGGAAAGAAUUCAAAAGAAACUUGCGUUAGAUGAUGACAUUGAAAGAGCGAAGAUUGAUAAGCUGUAAAACUUUGAGGACUUACUAAAAGAAAGCAAGAAUCAAAAGGAUUUCAGCAAUAUCCUAGAUCAGUAUCAGGAUGCUCGUAAGAAGGUUGAAAGUGAGCUUGAAAAAGAGAAGCAGAAGCAAGAAUAAGAUCUGGAUAAAGCACUUAAGAACAGAAGAGGUAUGAGAAGAGCUUAACUUGAAAAGGAAAAAGCUGAAAAGCUCAAAGAGAUUUAAAGAGAUAUGGAGGUUCAAACAGAAAAUGAUAGAAAGAAGAUAGAAGAACUUAAAAAUAUCAUUCAGCUAGAUGACGGCUCUAAGUAACAGAGCAGCAUCUUAGAUAAGAACAUUGAAAAGAUUAUUCAAGGAGCAUCACAUUAAUCUGAGUCUUAACUUAACAGAAAGCAGACUCUUAGAGAUAAAAGUGACAGUUUAUUCGAUAGACUGAAAAAAGGUCUGAUGACUAAGCUUGAAAAAUUGAUGCAAUAGCAUUCCAAGGAACGCAAAGAGAUGGAGAGGAAAAUGAUUGAUGAAGGCAAAGUACUUGAUCAAGAAGUACAAGCGGCUUAGAACAAGUUCUCUGACCAAUUAACUCAAGAGCUGUCUCAAAGGGAUGAACUCAAGAAAAGAUUGGAGCAAGAAUCUCAGACAAUGGAUGAGUAGCAAAAGAAGAAUUUGAUAGAGGAGUUAAAGCAAAGAGAUAACAGCAUUAAAGACAAGUUGGAUCAGUAGAAUUAAUAACAGGAUAAUGCCUUAGCUGAGAAGCUAAAGCAAAGGAGAAAAAGAAAGGAAGAGUUAGCUGAGUUGGAAAGAGAGAUGAAGUCCAAGCAGAUCGUUGAAAGAGAACUAGAAGAAGAUAUCUAGAAUCUAGAAGAUAAAAACGCUAAGGCAUAACAAGAUAGACAUAACUUAGAAGCAACAUUGAAUGAGUUAAAGAUGAACCUACCAGCUGAGGAACUACCCUAUGCCAUUCAGAGAGUACUAGAUGAGAAACAUGAAGCAGAGCUAAACGAUCUACUUGUAGAAUUAUUUGAGCUCAAGUGUAGAGAAUUACAAGAUGAGGUUUUCAAUGUGCUCGAAGAGAAACUUCACAAGCAAGGUGCUAUUUAAAAAGAAUAUUAAGACAAGAUCAGUGUCAUCCAGAAACUCCAAGACUAGACCCCAGAUCAAGAAAUGAAAGAUAACUUGUAGAAGAUUAAAGAUAAUCUUAAAAAGGAAGAAUAAAAGGAACUAUAAAAUCUUGAAUGGGAUUAUAAGACUCUAGAAGGUUAGAUGGAAAUGGAUGUUAACUAGAGACUAAUUGACAAGGAGAAUCAGAGACUUCUCUGGCUUAAAGAGAAAUAGCUAAGUGAAAAGCAGGAGGUGUUCAACUAGUAUCUACCAGAAAGCAACUCAAUUAAGGAGAUUAUUAAUGAGAUAAAUGAGGACGAGUAUAAGGAACUUGAAGAGUUCAAAUUUGAGCAAGAAGCUGACAAGAUUAAGAAAAUUCAAGAUCUCGAAAGAUAGCAAGAACUGAUUAAUAAAGAAAUGGAAGCAUAGAAAGAAAGAAUGCAAAAGAUGGAUGCAAUCAAUUAAUAACUUUAAUAAGAAGAAGAAAGAAGAGAAAGAGAGAGAUAGAAUAAGCUAAGAAGAGAAAGAAUGCAAGAGUCAAAUAUGAACAGUAACGCUUACAUUGAAAAGCUCAAGAGAGAUCUAGAAAAGAUCAAUGAACAACUAGACUCAGCAAUCUCCUCUGAAAAGCAACGUUAACUCACAAUGAUGCAGAAAGCUCUAGAAGCCAAGAUGGUAGAUGCUGAGCGAGUUAGAUAAGAAGAAGAAGAGAAGUUUAGACUAGAGGAAGAAGCUGAGAGAAAACGCUAAGAAGAGGAAGAAAUUAAAAAGAAAGAGGAAGAGGCUGCAUUCUCCAAGCUCAAAGAGCAGACUGAUGCCUACAGAAUAGUUAUUGAUAAAAAGAAGUAUCACGGCCCAGGCAAGAUGGAAAACAUCAAUAAAUACUAUGAAGCACUAAUGAGAAAGAAGGAAAAUUAAUACAUCUUAAAGAUGAACACCCAGCUAAAGAGCUCUCAUCUAGCAAAUCAUCUUGCCAAUAACAUUGGUGGAUAGAUUCUAGGCAAUCUCACUUCAUAAUUGACUUCAAGAACAAAUAUUGGUGCUGCAGCUGGAGCUGAUGGGUUAUUGGCGUUCGGUGAGAAUUCUGUUAGUAAGGAAUAGCAAUUAAAGAUGCUAAAUGAAAUUCUAACAAAGAUUGAAGGUUUGGAAUCAUAAGUAAAGAAGGAGUUGGCCUUAGCAAGACCAAAACAAAGCAAAUUUGCCUAAAAUACUGAUAGUAAAAGUCAGCUUAGAUCAAACCGCGAUGGUAGGUCAAUGUUUGGCUCUACUAUGAAAUUCAGAGAUGAUGUCAGUGUAGUUAGCAAAAACAUUAAAAGCAGAAAACCUAGUGUUAUGCAAAAAGGAUACUAAUGA
Molecule: messenger RNA, 16566 nt
Organism: Stylonychia lemnae
Lineage: Eukaryota; Ciliophora; Spirotrichea; Sporadotrichida; Oxytrichidae
Source: the annotation of a GenBank genome assembly